This is a messenger RNA of Onychomys torridus (southern grasshopper mouse), 2354 nucleotides long. It is a transcript of the gene Ubxn4, whose product is annotated as UBX domain protein 4. Lineage: Eukaryota; Metazoa; Chordata; Mammalia; Rodentia; Cricetidae. The record is from RefSeq and is a predicted model, not a curated record. The transcript is spliced from 13 exons. Bases 389 to 1900 code for a protein of 503 amino acids. Gene Ontology annotation, molecular function: protein binding.
CGCCGUAGCGGUUAGUCAUCAUUCCCGAGGCCUCCUUUCACUUCCUGGACUCGGAACCGGAGGCUUCGCGGGCGCGCGCACAGACGGGCUUACCUAGGCCACAAGGCUCCCGGGGCGCAGGGCCCCGAAGACGCGCGCGGUCACGUGACACGGGGCCGGGGGCGUGCUUUUCCUGCCUCGCGCGCUCCCGUGCGCGUUCCCGGGGCGGGGGGUGGGCCGCGGUCGGGCGUACGGGCCGGUGAGGAGCCGGAUCCUCAGACGAGGCUUCGGACGAGCCGGUGGUUCCCCGGGGCCGCGAGGCCGGAAGACGAGGAGGGCGGGGCCGGCCGUGGGGCCGCGGCGACGCCACACGGAGCGAGCGAGCGAGCGCCCGGGCCUGCGGGGAGCGAUGCUGUGGUUCCAAGGCACCAUCCCGGCGGCCAUCGCGUCCGCCAAGAGGAGCGGCGCGGUCUUCGUGGUGUUCGUGGCAGGUGAUGAUGAGCAGUCUACACAGAUGGCUGCAAGCUGGGAAGAUGAGAAAGUGACAGAAGCAUCUUCAAACAAUUUUGUGGCUAUUAAAAUUGAUACUAAAAGUGAAGCCUGUCUGCAAUUUUCACAAAUCUAUCCUGUAGUCUGUGUUCCAUCCAGUUUCUUUAUAGGAGACAGUGGAAUCCCUUUGGAAGUAAUAGCAGGGAGUGUUUCUGCAGAUGAACUUGUUACAAGAAUUCACAAAGUCCAGCAAAUGCAUUCAUCAAAAGGUGAAACAUCGGUUACAAAUGACAACCAGUCAGAAAGUUCAGUAUCUACCCCAUCUGCCUCAUUUGAACCUAAUGACGUAUGUGAAAAUGCUGAGUCCAGACAGCUUUGUAAGACACCAGCUGCUUCAGACACAAAGUCAGAUACUGCAGCAGGAGGAGAAUGCUCAGGUUGUGACAACCCCUCCCAGGAACCUCAUGGAUGUUCAAACCAGAGACCAGCAGAGGAUCUCACUGUUAGAGUGGAAAGACUCACAAAAAAACUUGAAGAAAGGAGAGAAGAGAAAAGGAAGGAAGAAGAACAGAGAGAGAUUAAGAAGGAAAUUGAAAGGAGAAAGACUGGAAAGGAAAUGUUGGAUUAUAAAAGAAGACAAGAAGAGGAAUUGACAAAAAGAAUGUUAGAGGAAAGAAGCCGAGAGAAGGCAGAGGACAGAGCGGCUCGAGAGCGCAUCAAGCAGCAGAUUGCACUGGAUCGUGCAGAAAGAGCUGCUCGUUUUGCAAAGACAAAGGAAGUAGAGGCUGCGAAAGCUGCUGCCUUGCUGGCCAGACAGGCAGAAGCAGAAGUCAAGAGGGAGGCUUCUGCUCGAGAUCGAAGCACUGUUGCAAGAAUUCAGUUCCGGUUGCCCGAUGGUUCUUCCUUUACAAAUCAGUUUCCUUCUGAUGCUCCGUUAGAAGAAGCAAGGCAGUUUGCUGCACAGACUGUUGGCAACACCUAUGGUAAUUUUUCGCUGGCUACCAUGUUUCCCAGGAGGGAGUUCACCAAAGAAGACUAUAAGAGAAAGCUGCUGGAUCUGGAGCUCGCCCCCAGUGCCUCCGUGGUGCUGCUGCCAGCCGGACGGCCAGCCACAUCCAUUGUCCACUCUUCCAGUAGAGACAUUUGGACAUUACUGGGAACGGUGCUUUAUCCAUUCCUGGCCAUAUGGAGACUAAUUAGCAAUUUUUUAUUUAGUAAUCCUCCUGCACAGACUUCAGCAAGAGCCACACCCACAGAGCCUUCCAACCCUGCAUCAUCCAAGUCAGAGAAAAGGGAGCCAGUCCGAAAAAGAGUGCUGGAGAAGCGUGGGGAGGACUUUAAGAAGGAAGGGAAGAUAUACAGACUGAGGACUCCGGACGAGGGCGAAGAUGAGAACAACACUUGGAAUGGGAACUCCACGCAGCAGAUGUAGAUGGCAGGCACAGUGGGACAUCUUCACUGCUUCCCCGGAGUCCUCUCCAGCUUCCGCUGGACAAGGGGUCUGCUUCUGUUUUCACACCAUGGAUAUACUCUUUAUUUCUGCUUAGAGGUUAGGAGUUAAUGUUGUUUAACCUGAAAAAGUCAAAAUAGGAACUAGCUGGAUGCUAGGUCCUUGUGUAGGCUAACCAGCUGCUCACCCAGCCACCUACCAGUUCCUGCUCAAACUUUACAGCCCAGUGUUUCAUUUAGAAUACUUUUUGCUGCAAGACUUUUAAGCCACACAAAGUAACAGGUAUGUCACUGGGUAGUCUGACUCUAGAGCUCUUCCACUAGCUGUCAGGCGAUAAUGAUGGUUACAUUUCUCUUUGCACUCAGCGGCUGCAAACAAAAUCUUGUAGUUUUUGAUCUUACUUAAACCUUGAAUAAAAAUGUUUUUCCAAAAAUGA